Trichoderma reesei QM6a is the source of this 2742-nucleotide messenger RNA. RefSeq lists its product as uncharacterized. The transcript has 4 exons. Bases 1 to 2742 code for a protein of 913 amino acids. The record is from RefSeq and is a predicted model, not a curated record. Gene Ontology annotation, molecular function: protein binding. Lineage: Eukaryota; Fungi; Ascomycota; Sordariomycetes; Hypocreales; Hypocreaceae.
AUGUCAAGACUCGGCGCCACCUUUGUGCCCGGCAGCGACGAUGAUUACUUCAUGCCCGAGGUCGUUGCGCCGUCGCCUCAACGGGUGACCCCUCAGGUGCCGCAGAACAUGCAGGAGGACCUGCAGCGCAUGGAGCUGGAGGCCCGCGAAAUCGAGCCCCGGAGCCACGACUACAAUAAUAGGAGCCGCGAGCCCUCGCUGUCGCCGUACUACAACAACAGCACCAACAACAACAGCACCUCCACCACCACCAGCAGCACCACCACAGGCUACUACCCGCAGCAGCCCGACGCCAGAGCCUACGGUCAGGGCCACGCCACACGGCCGCCGCACCAGCUGCCCGACAUGGACGACGACGCCCCGUCCUUCUCGCCCUUCCCCAAGGUCGUGGGCGACAACAUCCCGCCGGCCGACGACGAGAAGGAGAAGAUCCUCUGGAAGGCCCGCAACCAUGUGCUGCACUCGCAGAACGUCAACAUGCAGAUCACCUGGGCCCGCGACGUCCUCAACUGGGCCGAGAUCUCCAUGGACGCCGCCGCCAGGGAGGCGGGCGACUCGGGCAACCGGCCCCCGACCCCGCGCAAGGAGCACGAGCUGCGCAACGACGCCGUCAACAUCAUCCGCUACCUGGCCGAGCAGGAACACCCCGACGCCCUCUACAUCCGCGCCAAAUGGCUCGAGUUUGGCAAGUUCGGCGAGCGCGUCGACAAGCGCGAGGCCUACACCGGCUACAAGAAGGCCGCCGACCUGGGCAGCACCCGCUCCGUCUACCGCAUGGGCAUGCUCUUUGAGCAGUCCAACGACAUGUCCAAGGCCAAGGAGUACUACUACAAGGGCCUCAGCCUCAAGGACUCGGCCGCCCUCUACCGCAUGGGCAUGAUGAGCCUCCUGGGCCAGCACGGCGAGACCAAGGACUACCAGGGCGGCCUGGAGCGGAUCCGCGCCGCUGCCGACAGCGCAGACGAGGACGCCCCUCAGGGUGCCUACGUCUACGGCAUGCUCAUCGGCCGAGACCUGCCCGACAUUUCCAUUCCCGAAGGCCUGCUGCCGUAUGCCAUUGAGACGGCAAAGAUCUACGUCGAAAAGGCGGCAUAUCUCGGCUUCGCCAAGGCCCAGCUCAAAAUGGGCCAGGCGUACGAGCUGUGCCAGCUGGGGUGCGACUUCAACCCGUCCUACUCCCUGCACUACUACGGACUGGCCGCCAAGCAGGGCGUUCCGGAGGCUGCCCUGGGCGUCAGCCGAUGGUUCCUCUUUGGCUACGAGGGCGUCUUCAAGAAGAACGAGGAGCUUGCCUACAAGUAUGCUCACGAGGCGGCCACGGCAAAGCUGCCCACGGGCGAGUUUGCCAUGGGCUACUACCACGAAAUCGGCAUCCACGUGAACAAGGACGUGGUCGAGGCCCAACGGUGGUACCAACUCGCCGCCGACCACGGCAACAAGGACGCCGUCGGUCGAUUGGAGUCGCUGAGCCAAGGCGGCGGCCUUUCGAAGCACGAUCACGAGACAACGACGAUGACGCGCAUCAAGUCCCAGCACGGCUCCCAAAGGGGCAAACGCCCCGAUCGAUUCAACAAGCAGGCGAACCCCAUGCCCACCCUCAGCGAGGGUGGCGAGACUGGCCCGGCACCGCUGCCCAAGCUGGUCACCUCGGUCGGCAAUUCCCGAGUCUCCCCAUCGCCCUCGCCGGGCAUGCGUCCCACGAUCGUGACAGACAACAACAGCUUCGCCGAGCCCUCGAGGGCGUCCUUUGUCGAUACCGCCGACCGGCCGCCGGCCUUUAACGUCCGCGUCGAUCCCAACGCGCCGCCCAUGCGUUCCCAAUCUGCCGCCCCCUACCCCGUGGAUGAUCGAAUGCAGCCGCCGCCACGGAACGCGCCGUAUCCAGAUGACGACGGCCGGCCUCGCCUCAACAACAACUACCCCCCAUCCCAGGGCCCUCCAGCAGACCGGCCUAGCAGCGCCUUCGGCAUCAGGCCACAGGGACCCGGCGAUGGUCCACGGCCGCUGCCGGGCUCCCAGUCAGCCGGCAAUCUGUACGGGUCUGGACCACCACCGGGCGCCGGCCGUGGCAGAGGCGGACCGCCUGGUCCUCACGGUCCCGGAGGCUACGGAUCGCCAAACAUGGGGCCAGGAGGCGGACCGCCGCAGGGACGCCCGUAUCCGGGGGACAGUUAUGGUGGCGGGCCUGGAGGACCGAUGGGCGGCCCUCAUGGGGGGCCGGAGCCUGGUCAAUUUGCUCCUCGGACAUCCUCGCGACCUGAAGGCCCCGGUAGCCCCGGACGUCCUGGAGGUCCAGGCGGUCCCGGAGGCCCUGGCGGUGGCCAUUAUCCGGACAGGAUGGGCUCUCUCGGCCAGCAAGGCGGACCGCCCCCAGGAAGAGUCAACACUGGGGGACCUCCUCCGGGACAUGGAUCACCCGGACCCCAAGGCCCCGGCAACGGCCCUCGACCCGGACCCAACAGAGUUGGCACUGCUCCUCCGGGGCCUGCGCCUCAGGGUCCUGGUGUGCAAAGCGCCAGCCCAGCACCGAGCGCCCCAGCGGCUGCACCCAAGCCCAACAAAGGGGGCAAGUCGGGACCUGCCACGUUUGAAGACAUGGGCAUUCCUCAGGGCAAGCAGGAUGGUGAUUGUGUGAGUAGAAUCUGGCUUCAAAUGAUGUCUCCUUGUCUCAACUGCGCGGAAGAACUGACAACUAGAAUUCCAGGUUAUUAUGUAAUUGGUUGUUCCGUCUACAUAUUGUAG